CGGCGGCGUCGUGAGUGGCGGGUUCGGGGUGGUCGAUGACCAAGGACGAAGCUUCCGCCGGUGGACGAGCGCAAGGGAAGAAGAGGAAGAACCGCAACAAAAAUGCGAUCUACGUGCCUCCGGGACGACAGGGGAAGGUGUCGGUUGAAGACAAGGCGGAAUCUGGAAGCGCAGGUCCAGCAGGUAAGAAAGUGAAGCGAGUCGAAAGUGUCCCUUGUCCAGCUGCUCCGUUGAAGCCAGCGCUAACGACGCGUGGAUCGGUCGUCACCAGAGCAGCGGCUUCAGUGACCCCGUUACCGUCUGCGGUCGUCCCCACUCCUCAACUGGAUGUAGCAACGUCGUCGGCAGGAAAGAAGAAAACCAAGAAAAAGAAGCGAAAAAAGGCGGGAACGAGUGGUGACGAGUCACCGGCACUCCAGUCCACGCCAGGAAACUCCAAAUUGACGGAAUCGCCCAUGAAAGUCGCGCGUCGACUGAAUGCCGCCGCCGUCGGAACAACGACCCUUCAACGCAGCUCAACGUCGCAAGCUACCCACAAGACGACGAAACCACCUCCACCUAGUGAUGAAGCUUUGCUUCCGCCUCAAGCCGUCGCUAGGAAAAUCGCAGUGCUUUCUACUCUCCCCACAGCCAACGAGGGUUCCCCGAAUCAAGAGACCACUGCACCGCUCAAACCUGUGUUCGAAUCGCCACCAAAUGGUCCAAUUGAAAGCACUCGAUCAACUCCUGGAGUAAACCCAUCGCUGCGUUCAGGUGUGUCGAAGUCGUCCCUUGCAAAAAAACGUAAGAAAGCAAACCGGUUGGCGGCAAGAGCGGUGCAACAAGGCCAAGCAGAUUUACCUGGCAUGACGGCGACUUCCCACGAAACAUCGCCUGUUCCAGCAACCGCUACCAGCUCACGCGAGCCCCCGCGACCCACUGUCACAAUACCUGCGCUUGCAUCCGGUCGUUCUUGCGCAAUACCCGUCCAAGCAAGUGCUAGUCACUCAAGUGACUCAGAACUAUCGACGAAACGUGCCAUGUCGUCGUUUGCGUCGCCAAUAGAUAUCAUGUCGACAUCGCAGCCACUGCAUCGUUUGGAGAAAGCACAAGAGGGCACUGCCCCCGCACAGUCUUCCAAGAUCUCAAGUCCAGUGGAUUCGACCUCGCCGGAUGAUGCAAUCGCCCAGACUGAAGGUGGAGCAUGCAAGGCAACUACUUCCCCGUCCGCUCCUCUUGCAGCAUCUCUACCCAAGGCAGCAGUAUGGAACGAACAUAUCUCUGGGAGUGCCGUGGCGUCCGUUGUUUUUACCGUCGUGAACUCGGCAACGACGACUCCCGCAUUGCCCAACUCCGUGCCUGAACCGACAUGUGGAGUCCCUACUGCUGCAGCACCGAUUUUGGAAGCAACCGCCAUACAAGCGACGAUGGAGUCCCCCGUGGCACUUCGGGCGGACAAGGUCAUGCUAUCGCCCAACUCGGAAGCAGCACCGCCAAUGUCAGCCCCCGCACGUGCACAAGUGUUAGCUUCGCACACAACAGAGUCUCCACCAGGGCUUCCAACACUGACAGACGAGUCGAUCGUGGCAAGCAACACAAUUCCAUCGCUCCAUUCGACUCCAACAGCCAAGAGCCCACCUGCAGUCAAAUCAACACGGACUGAAGAGCCGCCACCAGCUCCUGCGCGAAGACCGAUGCCGCGUACGCACGCACGAAACCAACCACACUCAGGGGCGAAUACGACUCCGUCACGUCCAGCAGAAGCGCAUGCGGCAAGGCAAUUGCCGUUGGCAUCUCCCCGGCAACGACCAACCGAAGAACGUAUGAGAGAACUCGAGGUCCAGUUGUCGGCAGUUGUCACACCCCACGAAGAAAGUCCGCCCGUCACCCCGUUGAACGAGUCAAUUCGUUUAAACGAGCUCGCUUCACACUCGAUCCUGGUGGCUCCUUUGCUUCGAACACGUCGAACCGCGACGACCCCAUCGGCUUCCCCUCGCUCUGACCCCCGUUCGGUCGAAGCCCCAUCCAUUGCUUCUUCGCCACGUGCCCAGCGAACCCCACGUUCUACCACUGAUCCGACCCAGCAAGACCAUUCAUCGUGUCCCCCAGUCGGCGCAACGCCCUCGUCGAUCGCUUUAUCCCGUACAACUCCGACAUUCUCGUCACAGGAUACGACUGCAACCCCUUUUCGCAUCGGCGGUCCGAAAGCAGCGUCUGCUGCAGCGUCUCUGUUCUCGGAACCUCCACGCAUGCUUCCGAACCACGUUCCGUCCAUUACCCCCACCACGUCCGCAUGGACGGUGACGUCGUUUGGCACGACCCCGUCCAUGGCAGCAAAUGCAUCCACCCACGUGGCAUGUCCUCCCUUGAGCACUUGGUUUCUCUCGUCGGGACAAGCCAACUUUAUUCGACAAUCGUACGACCAUGCCAAGGCGAAAGCCGCGAGGGCCUCGACUGCUCGCGCUCCCGACCUGUCGGCGGACGAGAAAGCGUUUUACGCCAAGUUGGCAUCGUCGCAUUGGCGCAGUUGGUACACGGCGGCAUCGGUCGCCCCGGACUCUGUGCUUGAUCCACCGAUUCCCCAUGUUCCGACCAAAGUCCAAGCAAAAGUGGAUUCAGUUAACGCGACGUUGCCGUCAUCGCACGGUGUGGAUCCAGGCGGUAGAUCUUCUUCCUCUACACCGACGUCGUUUGAUCAAAUGAUGCAAGCUGUCGCCCACGAAAAGGCAGCGUCGAGUUCGUUUGAGCACCAAAUGAUCCAAGUUUUGCAAGGAAAGACCUUGACCGGCCAGUCGUUUGAAGAAGCGUAUCGAGACGUGCUGUCCUAGUGCUAGACAUGGGUAAUGAAAAAGAUCGUGAGCCAUCGACGACCUUAUUUGAACCCCAC
Molecule: messenger RNA, 2866 nt
Organism: Aphanomyces invadans
Lineage: Eukaryota; Oomycota; Saprolegniomycetes; Saprolegniales; Verrucalvaceae
Exons: 1
Coding region: 36-2807 (923 amino acids)
Source: RefSeq, a predicted model, not a curated record